Molecule: messenger RNA, 1428 nt
Organism: Phymastichus coffea
Lineage: Eukaryota; Metazoa; Arthropoda; Insecta; Hymenoptera; Eulophidae
Product: lipase 1-like
Exons: 8
Coding region: 21-1265 (414 amino acids)
Molecular function (GO): hydrolase activity, acting on ester bonds
Source: RefSeq, a predicted model, not a curated record
GUGAGUGCAGGACGAUAACCAUGAAAGGGAUAUUUUUGCGCAUGCUGUUGCCGCUACUCGUCACGACUUACAAAAACUUCUUGGAGCCAUUGAUUAACGAUUUUAUACCGUUGAGUAAACAAGUCGUCCAUGUAAGAAGCUUGCAAGAAAGGAUCGAUACAAACACGCAGUAUGCUGUUCUUGAUUUUAUCGGCUUAGUGGAGCAGCACGGUUACAUUGCAGAGGAGUACAAUGUUACGACCGACGACGGUUAUAUUUUACGUCUUCAUCGUAUCAGCGGCAGUCCUUCAAGACCGAAACAACCUGGUAAACCGGCUUUUUAUCUUCAACAUGGAAUCGGCCUCUCCAGCGACAGUUGGGUACUUAUCGGUCCGCAAAGAGAUCUUGCUUUCCUGCUGGUCGAUGCUGGGUUCGACGUCUGGAUAGGAAACGUUCGAGGGAACUGUUAUUCAAGAUCCCACGUUUCCAAGAGCCCAGAAAAUUCGGACUUUUGGGAGUUCAGCUACCACGAGAUGGCAAUCUACGACGUGAAGUCGUUCAUCGAUCGUGUUCUCGCUGAAACAGGAGUGGAAAAUCUGACGUAUUACGGCUACUCCAUGGGGACGACGUUGAGCUACGUGCUCCUCUCGACUUAUCCCGAGUACAAUGCCAAGAUCAAUCUGCUUUACAGUGCUGCUCCAGUUGUGUUCUGGAGACACGAGCUCAAGAGACUGAUGAAAAUCGUUGAUGCGCUUUUCGACCUGAUACAGACGAGCAUCGACUAUUUGAAAUUGAAUGAGCUGUUACCACAAACAGCUGUGGCUGCGUACUUGGGGGGUCGAUUUUGUGGGGAUAGUGACGUUUUAACUCAACCUAUUUGCGUUGCUUUAUUUUCAAAUAUUGGCUUAGAUCCUGAUCGAUUUAAUGAGACUGCUCUUCCAAAUAUUAUGGCACACUUUCCUGCAGGCAUGUCGAAAUUAACAGUCUAUCAUUACAACCAGAAUUUUAAAAGGAAAACAUUCGCAGCCUACGAUUACGGCCAAUCAAAAAACAUCGAAAAAUACGGUCGAAAAAGGCCACCAGUUUACAAUUUAACCAAGGUCAUGGUGCCAACGUUAAUAUUUUACGGAAAAAAUGACGAUAUCGUCAACGAAAAGGAUGUAAAACUUUUGGCGAAACGUUUACCAAACGUGUUUGCUGUAAAGGCUGUAAAGCAUCCUCGCUUCAACCACUUUGACUUCUUAUGGGCAAAGGACGCCAAAAAGUAUUUAUACGACUUAUUGUAAUAAUAAAACAAUUCACUCAUUUGACAGAGUUUCAGGUUCGAUGACAAUCGAAAGUAUUAAUAAAUCCACUGACUUUUCGCGUAAUAAAAAACGAUUGCUACAAGUUUUUCUCGAGAACAAAAAGAUAUUAGACUGUAGUUAAGCGAAAAUAUAUAUACACGAA